Molecule: messenger RNA, 7894 nt
Organism: Agrilus planipennis (emerald ash borer)
Lineage: Eukaryota; Metazoa; Arthropoda; Insecta; Coleoptera; Buprestidae
Product: abnormal spindle-like microcephaly-associated protein homolog
Exons: 6
Coding region: 159-7814 (2551 amino acids)
Biological process (GO): mitotic cell cycle; spindle organization; establishment of meiotic spindle localization
Cellular component (GO): spindle pole
Molecular function (GO): protein binding
Source: RefSeq, a predicted model, not a curated record
AAAUUCCUAACCAUAAAAAACGUCUGUUAUUAAUUAAUGCUUUUAUAUAAUGUAAAGCAGUGUGUUUGUGUUAAUUGAGCGACUUGUGUAUAUUUUAUUCGCAACAUUUUUUAUGUGUUCAUAAAAAUUAUUAAUUUUCAUUUAAACUAUUAAUCAAAAUGUCCUUUCAGUUUAAUAUUUCACCUCCAACUAAGCUGAAACCUGUUACGGAGCCCACUAAAGUUGAAACAGAUGAAACACCAGUUUUAUGCCUAGCUCCAUUCACAUCAAAUCCAAAAAUCUCUUUUGAUAAUAUUAAAAUUGGAACUACUGAAUCACGAUUGUUGAUUCUCAGAAACCCAUCAAGUCACAAGAUUGAAAUCUCAGUAAUUAAGCAACCUCCACCUGACAGAAACUUUAAAAUCCUUUUUGACAAAGGUAUCAUACCUUCAAAAAGUGAAAUUGCAGUUGAACUAGUUUGGUGUCCACUAUGUGAAGGUGCCUGGAGAGAUACUGUCAUAUUUGAGAGUGGUCGACUCAAAAAAGAUGUUGUUAUAUCAUACAAGAGCAUACCAGAGAAAAAAACACAAAAAACAACAAAGAAAGUGAAUAUGCCGAGAGUUGUUUCAAAAAAAGUUAAAACGCCCCCAAAAAGUAACAAACCAUUAAAGUUAAGUAAAUUUUCUCCUCAAAGAAAGACCAAGAUUUCCCCAUUUUCUCAAAAUCUACCAAGAAGAUACAACUCCAACAAAGUUACAAAUUUUAAUAUUAAAAAUUUUGGAAACGACAAAGAAAAUCAAAAACCUCUUCAUAAAUCGCAUCCCUUAGAUAACAGUAACUUCAUUUCUCCCUCAAAAGUAGAUUUUGAACAUUCAAUUGAGAGUGAUAUUAGAUUUUCUCGAAAUACUUAUACUGUAAGACAAAAUGACUACAUGGCACAAAUAAAGAUCGAAAAUUUUGACGACAGUCUUGAAAAGCUGAAAGAAAGUCUAGAAAACCCUUUUGAGCAAGACAAAAUACAUUUAAAGGAUUUAUCAAACAUGAUUCAUGUCCCAGGAACUGCUUUUCAAUCACCUAAAAAUAGUCUCCAUAAUAAACUAAAUUCAUCGAUGUUUCAAUUAACUCCAGUACAAGCUCAUAAAGACAUAAGAGUUUCAUUAGAAUUGCAUCCAAAUAUAUGUUCCACGAACAGAAAAUCUAUCCACAUAGAAGAAAAAGUUAAGACUGAAAUGAUUCCGAAACAUGGUCUGCGACUCUCUGCCUUUAAUUUUGAUUUCUCUUUUACGAAUGGUAAAGAAAACACCCCGUCAGGUGGUCAGGAAAACUUUAAUAUGGAGAAUCGAUUUUCCAACGAUUUCUGCAUGAAAAACAACAUCAAUACUGAAACAUACAUCUCAGAAAGAAACAGUGACACAUACAUAAAAGAAAAUUUAGAUAAACCAAGAAUUAGCGACACGUAUUUUAGAGAAAUUGUGACAUGUGACAAAGGUAACAUUAGCACAGAAACAUAUACAAAAGGCAGUCCUAAAAGAAAUAUUUCUAGCGAAACGUACGUAAAAAGUAACUUAAUAAGUAGUGAAGCUAACGUUAAAAGUACUAUCAAUGAGACAUAUCUUAAAACCAAUAUAAGUACAGAAACCUACGGAGAUAUACACAACAUAAGCACAAGUACUCGUCUGGGAGAAGAGCCCUUUUCAGGGAAUUUUGUCUGCGCUAUUUCUCCUAUGCACCAGUUAAACCUGUCAGGCGAGGGAGUAAAAGGAAUCUUGGAAGCAAACUUAUGGUGUAAGGAAAAGCCUGUACAACUAGAUUUUAUAUCUGAAGAAACUCAUUUGCCCACCACGAGCAGUAGUGAAAGUGAAAAUGAUAGCCCUAGGAAAGGUUUAAAACGAAAGUCAAAUAUUCAUUUGUACCUAACGCCCCCUAAAAAGACUUGUGGUUCAAAUGCCACCAACUGGAACAGAUCUCGGUAUAGACGGUCAAGUAUUUUGGAUAAAUCAAAAACGACAGUCGUAUCAGCUCAAAAAAAUCAGAAUUUCGACAUCAAUAUAAAAAAUCCCUUUAUAAUAGCCGCAACGACAUCCAUAGACCCUUUUCUUAAUAGAACUUGUUACGACCCAGAAUGGAUCGAUGCUCAAGAAAGAAACUUCGUCAAAUGUCUAAAUCUAUUACUUACACCUCCUGAUGAGCUCAAUGCUCAUGAAAAUCCUCCAGAUGUUGGAAAAAUAUGGCAAGAGUCUAAACAAAAAGAUCUUUCUUUUGCCCCUUCUAAACAGCAAGUAACAAAAAACUUCUUUUUCACAGGACGUUUGAACAAUCUACGUAAAACAGCAUUAAGCCUAUACAGAUCAGAUGAGAUAAGAGACGUUAUCCAAAAAAUUGGGGCGAUAGUAGACUCAAACAAGCUUUCAAUUAGAAAAGAUAAAAAUCCUCAUCUUAAUGUAAGUCUACAGUCAGAAAUUAUGAAGCUCUUUCUAAGUUAUAAUCCCUUUUGGCUACAAAUCGGUUUGGAAGUCGUUUUUGGAACGAUAAUUGAACUUCAACCAAAAUCAAUUAUAGCGAGUUUACAUCACUUUUUAAAAGAGAAAUUCUUUAAAAAUGCGUUUCUCCUACGCAAAUACAAAACUCCACAAUGUGAAAAAUACACGUUAGAAAUCAAAAAGAUAAUCCUCAAGAAAUUUUUAUAUAUCGUCUACUUUUUGGACGUCGCUAAAAACAAAAAAUUAAUCUUCUACGAUCCUUGUCUCUUCUCCAAAAAGGCGCAAAUUAAAGAGAGUAGAGAAAUACUGCUGCAUUUUUCUAAAGAACUUCUUUAUGCUGUAGGCGAUGUUACCAAGUACCUAAAACCAUUUGGGUAUGUCUUGACUUACAAGCAAAGUUAUAUUCACGAGUAUGAAUAUGCAAUUAAAGAAUUAAGUUCUGACCUUCGCGACGGUGUGCGUAUAACAAGAAUAGUUGAGCUAAUAUUGUUACGAAACGAUUUGACCAAUGAGCUGAGGGCUCCCGCCAUUUCACGUCUUCAAAAAGUACAUAACGUCAGAGUAGCUUUUGAAGCUUUAAAUUCUUCUGGUUUCGAAAUAAAGGGAGAUAUUGUACCAACUGACAUCGUUGACGGACACAGGGAGAAAACUCUUUCUUUACUUUGGCAAAUAGUGUAUAAAUUUCAAGGGCCAAGAUACAAAGAAGCUGCAUUAACAAUUCAAAAUUGGUGGAGGAGCCUGAGGGUUCAAAUCAGAUUGAGAAUUUUAAUAAAACAACGUGAAACUUACGAAAAGGCUGCAAGUACAAUACAAAGAUGGUACAAAAGGCAAAAACUAUCCCAACUUAUUUUACGUCAAUUGGUACCAAUAGCGAAAAUAGUUACUGAAGAAAAGAAAAUGCUCAUCGCUGCCCAGAAAAUACAAAGCUAUUUACGAAUGAGAGUAGAAAGGAGCAAAUAUUUAAAAUUUAAGGCUUUAAUGAUUUUGUUGCAAAGUCAUUGCCGAAAAUAUUUAGUAAAGAAAAGAGUAGAAAAGCGAAAAUGGGCCAUAGUGAAAUUGCAAUCUUUAUGUAAAGUUUGGGUAGCAAAAAAUAAAUUCCUACGACUAAAAGUAGCUACUAUAACAAUUCAGCAAGCCUUCAGGGGAUAUUGGAAUAUGAAACAAGCUAGAAAAUAUUUCCUAAAUUUACGCCAGGCGUGUAUAACAAUUCAAAGAAGAUUCAGAGCGAACAAGUCUAUGAAAAUCGAAAGAAAUUUGUACGUAAAUCUACGAAAAGCUACUGUUAUUAUUCAAAGAAGGUAUAAAGCCACCAUUGCAAUGAAAAAAGAAAUGUAUAACUACAGACAAUUAAAAUCGGCUACAGUUGUAAUACAAUCACAAUACAGGGCCUAUAAAAUUAUGAAACAUGAAAGAGCAAAUUAUCAUCAAUUACGAGAGGCAACCAUUAAAAUCCAAAGGAAAUAUAGGGCAAAUAAACUUAUGAAAACUGAAAGACAAUAUUACAGUAACCUUAAGAAUGCUACAAUUUUCGUUCAAAGAAAAUACCGAGCAAAUAUUGCUAUGAGAAGGCAAAAAUAUGAGUACAACUCCCUAAAAUCUGCAGCACAUACUAUCCAAAGGCAGUAUAGGGCCUUAAAAGCUAUGAAAUCAGCCAGAAAUUAUUACAUACGAUUACGUGCAUCUGUUAUUUUAAUUCAGAGUAGGUACAAAGCGAACAAAGCUACAAAAAUUCACAGGAUCCACUAUUUGCAAUUUAAACAUUCAGUUAUAUUUAUCCAAAGAAAAUUUCGAGCAAACCAAGAAAUGAAGAAGCAAAGAGACCAAUAUCGUCGUAUCAAAACUGCCACUGUUAUUUUACAAAGACGAUAUAGAGCAUUAAGAAUUGCAAGAAUUACGAAACAAAACUACCUACAACUGCAAAAAGCAACAAUUUUAAUCCAACAGAGAUUUAGAGCGAACGCCGCAAUGAAAAUACAAAGAAAAUAUUAUGUAAAGUUAAAAGAAACUGUGAUUUAUAUUCAAAAUAAAUUUAGAGCAAACAGAACUUCAAAAAUAGCAAGAGAGAAUUUUCAAAACUUACGUUCAGCCGUCAUUACUAUUCAGAAUCAUUAUAGAACUUUGAAACAAAUGAAAAUUGCAAGAAACCGUUAUCUAGAUUUGCAAAAAGCAACGCUUUAUAUACAAAGGUUAUUCAGAGCCAAAAAAUGUAUGGAAGAGACUAGGAAUGGUUUCCAAAAAUUACGAAAAGCCACAAUAAUAAUUCAAAGAAGAUACAGAGCUUUGAAGCUAAUGAGGAAAGAUAGAAAUAACUAUAUGGAAAUAUGUAAAGCUACAGUAUUAUUACAAACGAAAUAUAGGGCUAUGAAAAUAAUGAAAAUUGCAAAAAAUAACUACCAUAAUUUACGAAACGCUACAAUUACAAUUCAGAGACGCUACAGGGCUUUAAAACUCAUGAAAGGUAUCAGAAACUAUUACUUACAAGUGUAUAAAGCAACAGUUUUUAUACAAAGAAAGUAUAGAGCCAAUAAAGCUAUGAAAAUUGCCAAAAACGAUUUUCAGAAUUUAGUCCAAGCUUCGAUAACAAUCCAAAGAAGAUAUAGAGCUAUGAAACGAAUGAGAAUAGUUAGACAUAAUUAUUUGAGGAUAUAUCAAGCUACUUUGCUUUUGCAGAGAAAAUAUAAAAGUUAUGUAAUAACAAAAAUUGCGAGAAAUAACUUCCAAACAUUACGUCAAGCUGUGAUUAUAAUUCAAAAAAGAUUUAGAGCUCAAAGAUUAAUGAAAAGUGCAAGAAAAGAAUAUCUCGAUUUACAAAAAGCAAUACAAAUAAUUCAAAAACGUUACAGAGCUCAGAAAGCAAUGCACAGUGCCAAAGAAACUUACCAAAAUUUGAAACAAGCUACAUUAACAAUUCAAAGAACAUACCGAAUGAAAAUGGUAAGAAAAUAUUAUCUGGAAUUGCGGAAAAGAACUAUUUUCAUACAAAGACUGUACAAGGCCAAUAAAGCUAUGAAAAGUGCUAAAAAUGAUUUCCAAAAAUUGAAAAACACCACUGUAGGAAUUCAAAGAAGGUACCGAGCUUUAAUAUUAAUGAGAGAUUCAAAAAAUAAUUACCAGAAUCUAAAAAGAGCAACUAUCGUAAUACAAAGGCACUUCAGAGCUAAAAGAGCUAAAGAAAUUGCAAGAAAUGAUUUCUUAAACUUACGUCAUUCCGCAAUUGUAAUACAGAAGAGAUAUCGGGCUAUAAAAUUAAUGAAAACCGAGCGAAACAAUUAUCAACAAUUAAAACAGGCUACAAUAACUAUACAAAAUAGAUUUAGGGCAAACAGAACCAUGAAAAUUGUUAAAAGGGAUUACCAAAACCUACGUGAAGCCACAAUUAAUGUCCAACGAAGAUAUAGAGCUUUGAAAUUAAUGAAGAAUAACAGAUGUGAUUAUUUAAAUCUAAGAAGGGCUGCAAUAUUUGUUCAAAGGAAAUAUAGAGCAAAUAUGAUGAUGAAAAUUGCUAAAAUCGAGUAUCAACGUUUACGUAAUGCUUCAAUUACAAUUCAGAGGAAAUAUAAAGCUUUAAAAUCAAUGAAGAACGCUAGAGAUGAUUAUUUGCAAUUGCAAAAGGCGGCACUAUUUGUACAAAGGAAAUAUAGGGCUACCAUGGCCAUGAAAAUGACGAAAACAUAUUUCCAGAUGAUUCGAAAAUAUACGAUCGUUAUUCAAAGAAGGUAUCGAGCAUUAAGAUUAAUGAAAUCUGUCAGGAAAGACUACUUAAACAUAUAUAAAGCCACUUUAGUGAUUCAACAAAAGUAUAAAGCCAAUAAAGCUAUGAAAAUUGAAAGAGCUUACUAUAUCAAGUUAAAAACUUUAACAGUAGUACUUCAAAGAAGAUAUAGGGCUAAAUUAAAAUCAAGAAUUGCUAAUGCUUUGUAUUCUAAACUAAAAACCGCAUCAAUUAUAAUUCAAAGGGCGUUUAGAAGGUAUUUACUAAUGAAAAAAACUCGACAACAGUUCUUGCAAAAGCAUAAUGCUGCAAUAGUGAUACAGAGAAAAUUCAGGGCCAAUGAAUUAAUGAAACAACAACGAAUUUAUUAUAUAAGCCUUCGAGAAAAAGUUAUUGUUCUUCAAGUAAAGUACAGAGCAAAAAGGGCAAUGUUAAGGGAAAUUCAUAAGUAUAACAAUCUUCGAAAUGCCACUGUGACCAUACAAAGGUGGUAUAGAUCAAUUAAUUUAAUGAGAACGCAAAGGCGCGAAUACAUUUUACUAAAAAAAUACACAAUUCUAAUUCAAAGGAGAUAUAGGGCUUCAGUAGCAAUGAGAAAUGAAAGGCAAAGAUAUUUAACGCUUAAAAAGGCCGUUAUUAUAAUACAAAACAGGUUUAGAGCAAAACGGCAUAUGAUUAACGAUAGAUCGCGAUAUUUGAAUCUGAAAAAAAUUGUGGUAAAAGUCCAAAGGACUUUACGAGAAAAGAAAAUAGAAAGAGAAAAAAUGGAGGCCAUCGUGAACCUACAGAGAUGUAUUAAAGGAUAUUUGUUCCGCAAAAAGUUCAAAAAAGAAUUUACAAGCAGGAGACAAGAACGGGAAAAACAAAUAAAAGAACAUAAUGCAGCAAUAAAAAUUCAGGCCAAUUGGAGAGGUUACUUCGAAAGAAAAGGGAGUUCUUCAGAAAUAAAUAAUAUUUACAGUAGACUUGAAAAUGCAACUAAUAACGCACAUCCAGAAAAGACACUUGGUCAUAGAAGGGAACAAUGCUUGCAUCUUCUUAUUCAGGAUAAUCCGUCAAUGGGUCAGAUUAUACGUGCUCUCACUGAUCUUGAUUUCAUCACCAGAAGGUGUCGUGAUACAUGCAUGAAACUCAGCAAAAUAUUACCCGAAAAUUUAUUCAAGAUGAUAAUAUCUGCAAUUCGAUCUUUACCGGAUAUGAAAGCGAGCGUUUUAGCCACUAGUAUUUUAAUUAAUUUCUGUAAAUAUCCCCCAACCAAAGAAGCCUCUUGGGUGCCCGAAUAUAUCGAGCGAACGUUCCAAGUAAUGUUGCACUGGUGUGAUAAAGAUGAACCUCUUUUUCCUUAUCUUUGCACAUUGAUCUGGCUUUACGCCCACAACGAAGACUAUCGUAAGUACAUCGUUCAGAUUCCUAAUAUAGUAAAUAUUCUCACCAAAAUGAAAGGACUUUGCCAAAGAAAACAAAAAAUGUGGGAAAGGUCAUCCCUGAAAGGAAUUUCGUUGUUUUCGGUGUACAAAAAUUUACCUAUACCCCUAACGACCCCCGAUUGGGGGCUAGAUUACGUAGAUCAUCCCCGAAUUUUUAACAACUCAGUACACGCUUUAGAUUGUUUAAUAAAACAAUUACGACUGAAAAUUAAGUAAGCAAUUACAGUCUAAAAAGUUUUAUAAGUACAACGUAUACUUCACCUUUUUUUUUAGUAAAUGUUUAUAGUAGUCGUAAG